Acanthoscelides obtectus is the source of this 690-nucleotide messenger RNA. NCBI's taxonomy places the organism in Eukaryota, Metazoa, Arthropoda, Insecta, Coleoptera, Chrysomelidae. The record is from the annotation of a GenBank genome assembly.
ACUAGUAUUCUAUACAGUCAUCCAUGUCAACAAUGGCAUCCCCUAUGUAUUCUACAAUUUUCCUUGUAGCGCUUUGUAUUAGUUCGAUAGCUGGAAGUGCAGACGCACAGACACAGGAUCCCAGUAAUACUACACAACCAACAACAUCAGCUGGAAGUGCAGACGCACAGACGCCGGAUCCCACUACUACUACACAACCACCAACAUCAGUAACUCCCCCAAACUGCCGUGAAGUCGAUAGAGGACAUUAUCCAGCCAAACACUGUAACCAGUACUACGAGUGCCUUCGACAUGAUUUCAUUUUGUUCCCGUCGAGAUACAAACGUGUCUUGAGAACGUGUCACCACAACCAAACAUUUGAUGCCAGCUCCGGGAGGUGUACUGAAGGAACAUGCAGUCCAAAGUCAGUGGCUCCAGUGUGCGUAUGUACAGGAAAGUACCCUGCAGAAAAUUGCAGAGAGUAUUACGAGUGCAAGGCUUUCCUCUGGCCACCGGCGCCGUUGUUGCUUUCUCCCUCAUUCCGCUGGAACCUCCUACUACACUGGGACUACGAGUUAUUACUAAGAACAUGCCAGCCAGACGAAGUAUUUGACGGACAUAAAAGACGCUGCGUGCAGGGUAGCUGCUAAUAUCACUGUUUUUAUUGUGUGCGACUGGUAAUGGCAUCAAUAAAGUCUAGAAUCUCUCCCA